Messenger RNA from Sycon ciliatum, 4017 nucleotides. Its product is annotated as rifampicin phosphotransferase-like. Gene Ontology annotation, molecular function: ATP binding; kinase activity. Lineage: Eukaryota; Metazoa; Porifera; Calcarea; Leucosolenida; Sycettidae. The transcript has 24 exons. The record is from RefSeq and is a predicted model, not a curated record. Gene Ontology annotation, biological process: phosphorylation. The coding region runs from base 235 to 3282 and encodes 1015 amino acids.
GGCAGUAGAUAGGCCAGGUUUUUUUCUGGAUUUCCCAUUCAUUUUGAUUGUUGCUCGAUGCUGACAAUUGUGUCGUCGUGAGCUUUACGAUCGGCGUUGCGCGUGUGACGACCUGUAAAAGCAUAGUGCACAUGCUCCGAUCACUUGUCCUGGAUUCGCUAGCCGUGUCGCCGCGCCCUGCAAUACUCUGGCAAUUAUUAUUUCCCUGAACGGCUACCUUUUGGGAGUGACACAAUGUCAUCCGAACCCAGCACCCCCACAGGCCCCGGCGGCUCUCCGGGCCGAUGUCGGCGCGCUCAUGGCGCACACAUUCUCUGUGCUGGCGACGGCGAGGACGACCUGCGUCGCUUCGGCGGCGGCAAGGCCAAGAACAUGUGGAAGCUGAGCAACUUCGGCGGAGGGUGCACGGUACCCGAGUGGUUCUGCCUGUCGACGGUAGCGUUCAAUGCAUUCCUCAAGGAGAACAACAUUGACAAGAUGGUGGAGGAGGCGGACACCUCCGACUUGGAAGCAUUGUCUAAGGCGUUGCACGCACGCAUCAUGUCCGGUGUUAUCAAAGCACCCCUGCUGGAGGACAUUGGCCAGCGCCUCGCUCAUCUUGGGAACGAGCGCUUUGUCGCGGUGCGCUCCAGCGGGGCAGACGAAGACUCGUCGAGUCACUCGUUCGCCGGCCAGUUUGACACGCUGCUGUACCAGCGCGGUCUGGAGCAGGUGAUCGCCGCCAUCAAGCAGUGCUGGUCGUCUUGCUUUGCCGAGCGUGUCAUGCAGCAUCGCCGCGACUGUCAGAUGCCAGUCACUGGAUCUGGAAUGGCCGUCAUUGUCCAGUUGAUGAUCAAUUCCGAUGUGAGCGGUGUUGCAUUCUCCAGGCACCCGCUCAAGCCCCUAUCCGUACCGGCCGUGUACAUUGAGGCCGUCCACGGCAUUGGUGAGGGUCUGGUCAGCGGAGAGCUCGACCCUGAUCAUUAUGAGGUUGCGUUUGACGAGUCAAAGGUCAGCGUGGAGCUUGCAAACAAGGAGGAGAUGUUCAGGCAGCAGGAGGGUGGUGGUGUGGAGAAGGUAGAUGUGCCGGCUGACCAGCAAAAGGCGCGGACGUUGACUGACGAUCAGGCUAAAGAAAUUGCCACCAUCAUGAUGAACCUGGAGAAGUCGACGGGUCACCCACAGGACUUCGAGUGGGCCAUUGAGGAGGGCAAGCUCUAUUGCCUUCAAGUCCGUCCCAUUGUCACGUUACCGCCCCUUGCAUUCUUGGACCGUAGUGCAGCUGGGAAUGCGCCGAUUCUCUGGGACAACUCCAACGUAGUUGAAAGUUACAGUGGAGUAACAACACCUCUGACGUUCUCCUUUGCAUCGCGUGGCUACACACAGGUGUACACACAGACAUUGACAGUCGGUGGUGUACCAGCAGAGGUGAUUGCUAAAUUCAAGCCCUACCUCUCCAACAUGGUCGGUCUGGUGCGCGGUAAUGUCUACUACAAUCUGACCAACUGGUACCGGGCAUUGACCUGUCUUCCGAUAAUCGACACAGCCAAGUUCAUGGAAACUAUGAUGGGAGUUAAACAGUCCCUUGGUCCAGAGCUGCAAGAGAUCAUCAAUGAGAUCGAAGCCAGCAAGCCGGUCUACUCCAUCCUGCAGAAAAUCUCCAUUGUCAGCAACGCGCUGCACAAGAUCUACUCCAUUGACACCCUGGUGGUGAAGUUCUUUGAGUCGUUCAACAAGAUCUAUGAGAAGGCGCUGAGCACCGAUUUCUCCAUGUUGACUUUGCAGCAGCAGAUGGCGUUUGUCGACAUGCUUUUCACCGAUGUCCUCGGCAAAUGGGAAGUUCCCAUCAUCAACGACACGUACGUUAUGAUCUUUUUUGGCCUGCUGAAGAAGCUUGUAGCGAGGUGGAUGGUCAGCGCUGUGGGUGUGGAUGAACACAAGGUCCAGUCACUGCAGAAUGACUUGCUGUGUGGCCAGGGUGAUGUGGAGAGUACAGAGCCUACCAAGAUGCUGAUGAGAAUUGCUGAAUUCGUGGACAAGUCUAAUAGCGACGAUUGUGACCUGAGAGGAUGGCUUCUCAACAAUCCGGAUGAUGUCGUUGCUCAGCUGCACACACUUGGGGCUUCGAACAUUACUGAAACACAAGCCAGUGGCCUACGCCGCAGGAAGGGAGGUGAUGCAGGAUCUGCGGCAGCAACCAAACAGCCCACACUCCAAGAGCUGCAACGCGAGGUCGCCCUGAAGAUUCACGAGUUUCUCCGUCGCUACGGUUUCCGCUGCAUCAACGAGGCAAAGUUUGAGGAGAAGACGCUCCAUGACGACCCGGGGUUCGUUGUGGAUGCCAUUGGUGGCUAUGUCCGGACCCAUAGUUACAGCAUUGCAGCUAUGGAGGAGAGAGAAGCAUCCAUUCGUGACACAGCCAUGGAAGAAGUCCACAAGCACCUGUCCGCGCCGCAACGUCUCCUCUUCAACUGGGUGCUAUCCCAUGCCCGGCGUGGUGUGCGACAUCGUGAAAACACACGCUUUGCACGCAGUAAGUUGUACGGUGUCUUCCGCAGCGUUUUCCGCGCCAUGGGAGAGAACCUUGUCCGCCUCAACAUGCUGGAUGAGCGCAUGGAUGUGUUCUACUUGACUCUACCUGAACUGGAGGACUACUGCUAUGGACGUGCCGCCACCAACAACCUGCGAGGUCUGGUAACGCUCAGGAGGGCAGAGUUCGAUGAUUACGAAUCAGGCCUUGUUCCACCGGAGCGUUUCAUGACACACGGUGCAGCUGGUGCCUACAUGCUGUAUCCCAUGCUGCUUGAUGACCUGGAUCUGCUGGCAAAGCAAGCAGCGGACCACCCGCAGGAGCCCGGAGUAUUCCGUGGCACGCCGUGCUGUCCAGGCGUGGUGGAGGGCGUUCUGAGGGUGGUCAAGACUAUCGAUGAGACGAAGGGUCUGAACGGGGAGAUCCUGGUGACUGCUCGCACUGACCCAGGCUGGGUGCCACUCUAUCCAUUGUGUGCUGGUCUGGCUAUAGAGCGUGGCAGCCUCCUGUCCCAUUCGGCCGUUGUGGCGCGGGAACUUGGCCUUCCAACUAUCGUUGGUGUUUCCAAUCUGAUGAAGAACCUCAAGACUGGAAUGCGUGUCAGACUAGAUGCUGGAAAGGGUGAGCUGCGUGUCCUUGAUGAGGACCCGGCAGCAUCAGCGGCGGAGACAAACGCAGACAAGGCGACCGACGCCUCUGCUCCCGAGAAACCUGAAUCAGACGUGACAGACAGUGCCAUUGCUGCAGGUGACAGCAAAGAGCACAAGGAGUGAACAGUGGCUGGUGGUCUUGACCUGGCGCUGAAUUGCCAGAGCGAGCCGUGGGUCGCGUGAAGCCAGUGCUACCUCCUCUGCAUUCCACUGUAACCGGGUCACAUCGUAUUUGUACUGCACGUGCGUGUUGGCGUGAGCUGUGAAGACACACAUACCAAUGCUGACCACACCGUGCCUUAGCCGCUGUAAGUCAGUCCAACUCAGCCUGACUGAUGCCGCAUGCUGCCAUGUAGCGCUGGGAUACAUUCUGAUCCUUGGUCCAGUGAGUCCAGCAGGCAGACUUUACAACGUACCAGACAUGAAUUCUGCGAGUUAACACUGUUCUAGAAAUACAUCAAGAUCUCAGGAAUUGUGUCCGAGAAGGCACUGUAGAAGACUUAUUCCUCAAUACACCACUUCUAUUAGAAUGCGAUUGAUAAACUGACUACUUUACCAAUGUGUCGUGUAUACACAGUCAUAACUCUCCGGCCUACUUAACCAAUGCUCAGCGUAUGUGUCCCUAGUAUUGGCCCAAAGCAGUCCCGUAGUGGCGCCCUGUGUAGACUAUCAAUAUAGAUCUCAUAGCCUGUAUAAAGGUGUCAAUAGAUGCUGCACGGUCGGCUGCUUGGCUUUACCCAAAUUGUUUAGUACGUACUAGAUGAUGUACUCACUAGGCUGCACUCCCAGCUAACUCAUGACAUGUAAAUGUAAUUCCUAAUUAAGAGGCAUGCACAUCUGUACCGUAGUGGGCAAGAA